UUACUUUAUAAAUACGUACCCAUCUUUGAGACCACCUUGCUUCAAUUUUCUGCAUUUCUUCCUGUCUGGAUUUGAGGUAAAAGAAGAGAGAAAAACAAAUUCAGAAACCACUUCUUCUGUCCUUAAUUUCCAUCCUCGCCGCCUCCUUUGUUUCCUCACCAGCUAGAUAUAUAACAUGGCGUACCCAAAUGAUCAAUUGAUGUCAGUCGACUCUCCCCAGAGAAAAAUGGGAAGGGGAAAGAUAGAAAUCAAGCGGAUCGAAAACACGACUAAUCGUCAAGUUACCUUCUGCAAGAGGCGCAACGGCUUGCUCAAAAAGGCCUAUGAAUUGUCUGUUCUCUGCGAUGCCGAAGUUGCCCUCAUAGUCUUCUCUAGCCGCGGCCGCCUUUACGAGUAUGCUAACAACAGUGUCAAAUCAACAAUUGAGAAGUACAAGAAAGCAUGCACAGAUUCUUCCAAUACUGGGUCUGUUUCUGAAGCUAAUGCUCAGUUCUACCAGCGAGAGGCUGCUACCCUGCGACAGCAAAUUAAUAGUGUGCAGGAUUCAAACAGGAAAAUAUUGGGUGAGUCUUUGAGCAGAAUGAAUGUCAAAGAUCUCAAGAGCUUGGAGACCAAAUUAGAGAAGGCAAUUAGCAGAAUUCGGUCCAAAAAGAAUGAGCUCUUGUUCGCAGAAAUCGAGUAUAUGCAAAAAAGGGAAGUUGACUUGCAUAAUAAUAACCAGCUUCUCCGUGCCAAGAUAGCCGAGAAUGAGAGAAGCCAGCAAAACUUGAAUGGGAUGCCAGCAGGAGUGGGAAACUACGAGCUCUUGCACCCUCAGCCAUUUGAUUCUCGCGACUAUUUUCAAGUAGACGCAUUGCAACCCAAUCAAGUACAGUACCCACGCGGCCAAGACCAUAUGGCGCUUCAAUUGGUUUAAUCAUAUGCUUGAGAGACUGGUAAGAACUGCUAGCUGCUGCUUUUAUUUUCCAUGGAAGUGUAUCAAAUAUGUACUGAAUCAUGUGACACCAAAUCAAACCUAUGCAUCGAUAUAUAUGUUGUCAGGCACCAAACUGAUCGAGGUUGCCAUGUGGCAAAGUAGUGGCAUUGUAGACAGUCAUAAUGCUCCUGUAUUUGCUAUUAGAGAUGGAUAUCAUAUCUUUUCUCAA
Molecule: messenger RNA, 1145 nt
Organism: Carya illinoinensis
Lineage: Eukaryota; Viridiplantae; Streptophyta; Magnoliopsida; Fagales; Juglandaceae
Product: floral homeotic protein AGAMOUS-like
Exons: 9
Coding region: 176-916 (246 amino acids)
Biological process (GO): positive regulation of transcription by RNA polymerase II
Cellular component (GO): nucleus
Molecular function (GO): protein dimerization activity; DNA-binding transcription factor activity, RNA polymerase II-specific; RNA polymerase II cis-regulatory region sequence-specific DNA binding
Source: RefSeq, a predicted model, not a curated record